UUGGCUGGAGGGAAAACGAGGGAGAGGGAAAAUGUUCGUUCUGCUUCUUCGUAGAAAUUCUUCAGCACUGUCAUCUCUUUCUUACUCCCAAGUUCCUCUUCCAAAACCUUCUUACUUACUCCCAUACCACUCCCUCUCCACCACGCCGCCACCACCACCACCACAAGAUGCCAUCAUAGCGAAACUCAUUCUCUGCUCCGACCCACGAACCCUUACGCAAACACUAGUAGACACAACAAUUCAAUGGACCCCGGAGCUCGCCGACAGUGUCCUCAAGCGCCUCUGGAACCACGGACCCAAGGCUCUCCACUUCUUCAGAACCCUAGACCGCCACCACCCCACCUUCGCUCACUCCUCUUCCUCCUUCGACCUCGCCAUCGACAUCGCCGCCCGCAUGCGCGACUACAAGGCCGUGUGGGCUCUCGUGGCCCAGAUGCGUAAUCGCCGCCUCGGCCCGGGACCGAAAACCUUCGCCAUCAUCGCCGAGAGGUACGUCGCCGCUGGCAAACCCGAUAGAGCUGUCAAGCUCUUCUUGUCUAUGCACGAGCACGGUUGUUUUCAGGAUUUGAAUUCGUUCAAUACGAUUCUUGAUGUUCUGUGUAAAUCGAAACGCGUCGAAAUGGCGUAUAAUUUGUUUAAGGCUCUAAAGGGUAGGUUUAAGGUUGAUUGCGUUAGUUAUAAUAUAAUUUCAAAUGGGUGGUGUUUAAUUAAGCGGACGCCCAAGGCACUUGAGGUGUUGAAGGAGAUGGUGGAGAGAGGAUUGGAACCGAGUUUAACCACGUUUAAUACAAUGCUUAAAGGUUAUGUUAGAGCUGGUCAGAUUAACGAAGCUUGGGAGUUCUUUUUGCAAAUGAAGAGAAGGAAAUGUGGGGUUGAUGUUGUUUCUUAUACCACCAUGGUUCAUGGGUUUGGCUGCGCUGGCGAGAUUAAGAGAGCUAGAAGAGUUUUCGAUGACAUGAUUGGGGAGGGUGUGCUCCCUUCUGUCGCAACUUACAAUGCUCUGAUUCAAGUUUUGUGCAAGAAGGAUAGUGUUGAAAAUGCCAUCUUGGUGUUUGAGGAUAUGGUGAGGAAGGGGUAUGCGCCUAAUUGGACUACUUAUAAUGUGGUAAUCAGAGGAUUGUGUCAUGCAGAUCAGAUGGAUAGGGCUUUAAUGUUUCUGGAAAGAAUGAAGGAGGAUGAUGAGUGUGAGCCGAAUGUUCAGACUUACAAUAUUGUGAUUCGUUACUUUUGUGAUGCCGGAGAGAUUGAAAAGGGGUUGGAUGUAUUUCAGAAGAUGGGUAGUGGGGAUUGCUUGCCCAAUUUAGAUACUUAUAAUGUUUUGAUAAGUGCCAUGUUUGUGAGGAAGAAGUCAGAUGAUUUGCUGGUGGCUGGGAAGUUGUUGACCGAGAUGGUGGACAGAGGAUUUCUGCCCCGGAAGUUCACUUUCAAUCGGGUCUUGAAUGGGCUUUUGCUAACUGGCAACCAAGGUUUUGCAAAAGAGAUAUUGAGAUUGCAGAGUAGAUGUGGCCGUCUUCCUCGUCAGCUCAAAUUGUGAUAGUGUACUGGCGUUUGAAUUGGCUCAUGCAUUUGUAGAUUUUUCUUAAAUCCUCCUUUGAUUGUAGAGCCAAUGUUACAAUGUUACGAAGGGCUUCUGAUCGUGCUUGAUGAUGAGUGCCAUUGUUUCUGUCUCUAAUGGUUUUUGAGGAUGUACGUGCUGCUGCCUUGCCCUUCAACAGCAAUUGCGAUCACAUUAGUGAUUUCAGUUGGCUCCUGAAUUGGGACUUUGGGUGCCUUUUUUGCAAUCAGUUCACACAGCAGGACCAGGACUUAUAUUAUAUAUGGUGUGGUUGGGAAGUUCUUGAGAAUAUGAAAUCUCAUCUUCAGCCAUUUCUCAGUAACACAUUGCAUUUUAUUUUAUUUUUUAAAUUGUUGGUACCGGGUGUCUGGAAUAAAGCCCUAUCGCACAAGCCUUUUUCAAAAAGGAGUUUAUCACAAUUGCACUUCGGAUAAUUCAAGUAGAAAUUUUCUGAGUCCGAUGGCCCCUACAAAUAGCUUUUUGGGGGAGCAAUUGAUACAGGACAAGAGGAGUUUAUGGUUACUGGAUUUGAUAACCUUCGAGGUUUGCUUUGUUCAUCCUUCCUAGUGCUAUCUCAUGUUCUUGCAGCAGGAUCACUGCCAUUACACGUGACGGCGCCCAAUUUUUCUGGUUCGGCAGUUCCAUCUAACUUUGUAUCAUUAUCCAUCAAAUAAAUAGUUAUUCAAGGUUGAAGUGGUAAAGGCCUUGAGCUGGAACAUAUGAAGCUGACACAAGAUGAAAUUUGAAACCCAUUAAUCAUGGAUUAGGAAUAUUGUUUUGAAAAAACAAAUGUUUUACAACAUUGUUUAUUAAAACACAUUAUUAAUGUGGAAUCUUGUCACACUAAGUAUAGAAAGUAUUUUGUAUUAAUAUGAUUAAGGUUGCUACUCA
Molecule: messenger RNA, 2446 nt
Organism: Carya illinoinensis
Lineage: Eukaryota; Viridiplantae; Streptophyta; Magnoliopsida; Fagales; Juglandaceae
Product: pentatricopeptide repeat-containing protein At1g74900, mitochondrial
Exons: 2
Coding region: 32-1534 (500 amino acids)
Molecular function (GO): protein binding
Source: RefSeq, a predicted model, not a curated record